This is a messenger RNA of Durusdinium trenchii, 1893 nucleotides long. Lineage: Eukaryota; Dinophyceae; Suessiales; Symbiodiniaceae. The record is from the annotation of a GenBank genome assembly.
AUGAUUGCGGACAAGAUGAAUGCUGAGAUGGCCAGCGUCGCAGCUGUCGACAAGUUCAGAGAUCUCAUUUAUGGGGACUUCUUGACCCGCGGCGGGGAUGUGAGCAUCUAUCAAAAGGUCGACAGCGAAGAAAAGUGUGUGAGUAUUUUUCAAGAAAUGCUGGACGACUACAACAAUAUGAUGCCAACAAAGAUGAACAUCGUCUUCUUCCGGGAUGCCUGCAUGCAUUUGUCAAGGGCCGCAAGAACUAUCCGACAGCCUCGUGGAAACCUCUUGAUGGUCGGAGUCAGUGGUGUUGGACGGAAAUCCAUUGCACGGAUUGCUGCUCACAUGGCAGACUUCCAGUGCUUUUCGAUUGAGAUCACCCGGACUUAUGGUUCUACGGAAUUCAAGGAGGACUUGAAGAACAUCAUGAACGGUGUUGCCAAAGGAGGAGGAAAAGGCGUUGUGUUCCUGUUCUCGGACACACAGAUCGUGAAAGAGUCUUUCCUGGAGGACAUCAACAACAUUUUGAACACGGGAGAGGUGCCGAACUUGUUUGCGCCUGAUGAGUUGGAGGGUGUGAUGGGUCUGAUGAGACCCUUGGCCAAGGCAGCUGGUAAGCCAGAGACGCGUGAUGCUAUUUGGCAGUACUUCGUCCAGGUGAUCCGAGAGAACUUGCACAUUGUGCUUGCCUUUUCGCCUAUCGGAGAAGGCUUUCGAGCUCGAUGUCGUCAGUUUCCCUCCAUCAUCAACUGUGCCACGAUUGACUGGUUCAGUCCAUGGCCUGCAGACGCACUGUAUUCUGUUGCUGAACGCUACUACUCAAAGGCUCCCAAGGAGCUUGGCCUUGAGUCAUUGGUGGACCAACUCUCCAGAAUAUCGCAGUUUAUGCACAGUACAUCGCAAGAUGGGGCGGAAGACUUCUUUGAGCGUCUUCGCAGAAGAACAUAUAUGACUCCAACUUCAUACCUCGAGCUCAUUGGUUUGUUCACAGAUUUGGUUGGCAAGAAGCGAGGAGAACUCACCACCAAGCUGGAGCGCUACACCAUCGGCUCCAAGACUUUGCAUGAAACAAAAGCUGUGGUCGAUGAACUCAAGGAUUCCCUGGCAAAGAUGCAGCCUACGAUUGAACAAGCCAAAAAGGACACAGCCGAGCUUAUGGUGAAGGUUCAAGCUGAUCAAGAAAUUGCUCGUGAAAAGAGCGAGGCUUGUGCAGUUGAUGAGAAAGCUGCAUCAGAGGCUGCUGCAGAGGCCAACGCCAUCAAAACCGACUGCCAGAAAGACUUGGACGAGGCAUUGCCUGAAUACUAUGCUGCAAUCAAAUCCCUCGAUGCUUUAGACAAGAAGGACAUUCAGGAGGUGAAGUCCUUUGCAAAGCCACCGCCGCUCGUAGAGGUGGUUCUAAGCGCGGUUUGCCUCCUCCUUGGUGUGAAAGAGAGCUGGGAUGAUGCCAAAAAGCUCAUGAAUGAUACAAAAUUCUUGGACAACCUGAAGUCCUACGACAAGGAUGCACUGGCUAUGAAUGCAAAGCUCACCCAGAAGCUCCAGAAGUACAUCAAGAGGGAAGACUUCGUGCCCGAAAAGGUGAAGAGUGUCUCUGCAGCGGCAACAUCACUGUGUAUGUGGGUACGAGCUAUGGAUAUCUACGGCCGGGUUUCACGUGAGAUCGAGCCCAAGAAGGCCAAGCUGAAAGUUGCGGAGGAUUCCCUAGCUUCAGCAGAAGAGAAGCUUGCCAUCAAGAAGGCAGAACUUAAGUUGGUCAUGGACAACGUUGCUGCGCUCGAGGCCCAACUUGCUGCUGCUCAACGCAAGGCCGCCCAGUUGGAGGCAGAUGCGCAGGACUGUGUGGUGAAGUUGGACCGCGCCGAAAAGCUCUUGGCGGGUUUGGGCAACGAAAGCGUGCGUUGGAAU